Messenger RNA from Physcomitrium patens, 4461 nucleotides. The record is from RefSeq and is a predicted model, not a curated record. NCBI's taxonomy places the organism in Eukaryota, Viridiplantae, Streptophyta, Bryopsida, Funariales, Funariaceae.
GGCUUCGAGCUUCCGAAACCCCCCCAUGAUGCAUAAAAAUUGCCAUGGUGAUGUAUGUUUGCAUGUCGACUAGAUGCAAGGCGUCCACGAUCAAUCUCGCGCGCGUUAAUGGUUUUCAAGAACGUCGUGCCUCUCAUGAUCAGUGUGAGGAUUGUUUUUGUGGAGGAUUUGUUGUUGGUUUGAAGAGGAGCAGGCAGUUUUUGCAGGGCUUUGGCUAGGUUUUGGUAAGCUUUGGAGAGGUUUGGGCGAUGGCUGGGGGAAGGAGAGGAGCGGCUGCGAAGGAAGAGGAGGUGAAGAUGGAAACAGAAGCUGGGGAGGAGGAAGAUCCCGAGGAGAUAGCGGCAAUAGAGGAAGCAGCAGCGGAGGUUGGAGAUGAGGAUGUGCCGAUGGCAGACGGGUCAGGGGAGGAAAGUGAGGAUGAGGAGGAGGAAGCGGAGGGUGGGACGAAGAAAGAUAUUGCGAAGCGAGAGCGGCAGCGUUUGCACGAAUUGAAGAAGCGGAAGAAGGCGGAGGUGGAUCAAUUUCUUGCGGAGCAGAAUAAAUUGGUAGAUAGCGACAUGAAUACGAAAGCUAAGGGCAGGUUGAAGUUUCUGCUCCAGCAGACGGAAAUUUUCGCUCACUUUGCUAAUGGGCCGCAGUCUGCCAAGGACGCGAAGAAGGCAAGUAAGGGGCGGCAUGGAAGUAAGUUGACGGAGGAGGAGGAAGAUAAGGAGUAUUUGAAGGAGGAUGAUGAGGAUGUUGGGGCUGCACGGGGGACACGGUUGCUGGUGCAACCUUCGUGCAUCAAUGGUAAGAUGCGUGAGUAUCAGCUUGCUGGGUUGAAUUGGCUCAUUCGGUUGUAUGAAAAUGGCGUGAAUGGCAUCCUUGCCGAUGAGAUGGGGCUCGGGAAGACGCUGCAGACCAUUUCACUGCUUGCAUAUUUGCAUGAAUAUUGUGGUAUAUCGGGUCCGCACAUGGUGGUUGCGCCGAAGUCGACCUUGGGUAAUUGGAUGAACGAGAUUCGGAGAUUUUGUCCUGUGCUGCGGGCGUUUAAGUUUCAUGGCAACCAAGAAGAGCGGAACUAUCAGAGGGACGAGCUGCUUGUUGCAGGAAAAUUUGAUAUUUGUGUGACAAGUUUUGAGAUGGCUAUCAAGGAGAGGACUGCGCUGAGAAAGUUCAGUUGGCGGUAUAUUAUUAUUGAUGAAGCACACCGUAUCAAGAAUGAGUCCUCCAUUCUGGCCAAGACCAUGCGUCUUUUCAGCACGAAUUACCGGCUUCUAAUUACUGGAACUCCACUUCAGAAUAAUCUUCAUGAACUCUGGGCUCUUCUGAAUUUUCUUCUCCCAGAAAUUUUUAGCUCGGCCGAAACAUUUGAUGAGUGGUUCCAGAUAUCAGGCGAAAACGACCAGCAUGAAGUUGUUCAACAGUUGCACAAGGUGUUAAGACCUUUCUUACUGCGGCGUCUCAAAUCUGAUGUGGAAAGGGGUUUGCCUCCCAAGAAAGAAACCAUUCUAAAGGUGGGCAUGUCAACUCUCCAGAAGCAGUACUACCGGGCUCUCUUGCAGAAAGACAUGGAUGCUAUCAACACUGGUGGUGAAAGAAAGAGGCUUCUUAACAUUGCCAUGCAGCUUCGGAAGUGCUGUAAUCAUCCUUAUCUUUUCGAGGGAGCUGAGCCGGGGCCGCCCUACACCACAGGGGAGCACUUGGUCGAAACCGCGGGGAAGAUGGUGCUUUUAGACAAACUGCUGCCCAAGCUGAAGCAGCGACAAUCUCGCGUUCUGAUUUUCUCUCAGAUGACUCGGCUCUUGGAUAUUCUUGAAGACUAUUGCCAAUUUCGUUCUUAUCAAUAUUGUCGGAUUGAUGGUAACACCAGCGGUGAUGAUCGAGAGAGUUCGAUAGAUCAGUUCAAUGCUCCCAACAGUGAGAAGUUUUGUUUCUUGUUGUCUACAAGGGCAGGAGGAUUGGGGAUCAAUUUGGCAACCGCAGACAUUGUCAUCCUGUAUGACAGUGAUUGGAAUCCACAAGUUGACUUGCAGGCUCAGGAUCGUGCACAUCGUAUCGGUCAGAAGAAAGAAGUGCAGGUCUUCAGGUUUUGCACGGAGUUUACAAUUGAGGAGAAGGUAAUAGAACGGGCAUACAAGAAAUUGGCCCUAGACGCCCUCGUCAUUCAACAGGGACGUCUGGCUGAGCAGAAAGCAGUUAACAAAGAUGAGUUGCUGCAAAUGGUUCGUUAUGGAGCUGAGAAGGUUUUCAGUUCUGGUGAUAGCACGAUUACUGAUGAAGAUAUCGACCGUAUUAUAGCAAAAGGAGAAGAAGCAACUGCAGAACUUGAUCAAAAGAUGAAGAAGUUUACAGAUGAUGCUAUUAAGUUUAAGAUGGACGAUACGGCUGGUCUUUAUGAUUUUGAUGAUGCAGAUGAUAAGGAAGAUGGUAAGAGUGACUUUAAAAAGAUCAUAGCUGAUAAUUGGAUAGAGCCUCCGAAGCGGGAACGGAAGCGGAAUUACUCGGAAUCUGAUUACUUCAAACAGGCAAUGCGAGCCGGACCUGUGCCUAAGCCCAGAGAGCCACGCAUACCUCGAAUGCCUCAAUUGCACGAUUUUCAGUUCUUUAAUACGCAGCGACUUACAGAGCUUUUUGAGAAAGAAGUAAAGCAGCUUUUACAGGCUAAAGCAGCAGGGACUGGCGAGGAUGUCAGGGUCAUCGAGGAUGUAGAGGAGGGUCUUACGGAAAAGGAACAGGAGGAGAAAGAGCAGCUACUCUCGGAUGGUUUUCAAAAUUGGUCCCGACGUGAUUUUGUUGCCUUCGUGCGAGCAUGUGAGAAAUAUGGACGUUAUGAUUUGAAAAGUAUUGCGAGUGAAAUUGACGGUAAAGCAGAGGAGGAUGUGGAAAAGUAUUCUAAGGUGUUCUGGAGUCGGUACAACACUUUGAAUGAUCAUGAAAGGAUUAUAAAGAAUAUAGAGAGAGGAGAGGCUCGUAUUUCUCGUAAGGAUGAAAUCAUGAAGUCCGUGAGUAAGAAGCUGGACCGGUAUCGAAACCCUUGGUUGGAACUUAAGAUUCAGUAUGGACAGAACAAGGGGAAACUCUACAGUGAGGAGUGCGAUCGGUUUCUGUUAUGCUCUGUACACAGAUUGGGUUACGGUAACUGGGAGGAACUUAAGGCAGCAGUGCAUGCAUCUCCUGUGUUUCGUUUCGACUGGUUUGUGAAGUCUCGGACACCGUCGGAAUUGGCUAGGAGGUGCGAUACUCUGAUUCGGCUUGUAGAGAGAGAAAAUCAGGAGCUUGACCAGCGGGAGCGACAGGCACGUAAAGAUCAAAAGAAGAUGAACAAGAGUAGUCCUUCUCCUGGUAGAAGAGGAUGGGCUAACUCGCCCAGCCUAGAGGAGGUGCAGGGUAAUAGUAAGAAACGCAAAUAGGCAAGUCCUGAACUCAAUACUUGACGUGCGGGUUACUGUCUUAGUUUCUAGUCGAAACUCAAAAAGUAUGCAAGACAUUCUCAGAGUUUUGCCGGAGGGAACAGUGAUUUUGAUCGCAAUCAUGUCGAGUGUAGAGAUCUCAGUUAUCGUGCGCAAUGAUGUUCAUAGAACCUCUGGAAUGAUUCAGGGUUGAAUGAGCAUCUUUCUUUUUGGCGUUGACUUCAAGGUCACCUCAUAGGUGCUCUAUGUGGGAUAUGCUGUGUGCUUGACAGCGCCUGGAUUCUCUAGUUUUAGGUUUUUAAUACUUGAUUUUUCCCAAUUUUCCUAUUGUACAGCAGGAAAGACAGUAUCGAAAGCUUGAGACAGGACCCAAAGUGUAUCGAGGAGCUAAAAAUGACUGGUUCCCUGCGCCUAUGCAAAGACUCAGGUUUUCCCAGCUCAGCUGUCAAAUUUAAAUUGAAAGCUGCUUUAAAUCUCCAGCGUAGGCCUGCUGUUUCAAUUGAUUUCAGCUAGUGACAGCGGCUAUCCAUAAUGUAGCAUCAUUCCAUAGGUCGUACUUUUUAUUGGGAGGAUCUCUCUUGCAUACAAGCUUGAAUUCUUGUAAUUUAGAUUCACCCCUGCGUGUUCUCUUCCUGAUGAUCAUACAGAAAGCAGGUUGGUAGACAUCGGACUAACCAGAGAGGCCAACAGCAGAUACAGCUGAGGUCGACUUGUAGGGAUAUGGUUUCUUCUUUGCCCUGUCAACUGACUUUUGGCAAAAACUAAAUUGCUCCUGGAGAACGGAUAGUCGUGUUUUGACGGUUGGAACAUUUGCAUCAUUUUUCACUGUGAAUGUGUAAAGGUUUGGAAUGGUUAGAAUCCUUAAGUUAUCUAAGUACAAAUUGUUAAGAUAAUAGUUUCUCUGUACUCAUCAUCAUGGCUUUCCUUUUAUUUUUUGAUUUUUUCAGGAGAACAUGUCUUUAUAGUACUGGAAACUGAAUAUAACGAUAGUAUAUCAUGAUGUCAAGAGAUGAACAGUUAAAUUUUUUGUUGAGAUGAACCGGUUCAAACAUACUAUUGUUGAAAAGCU